Messenger RNA from Stegodyphus dumicola, 841 nucleotides. RefSeq lists its product as uncharacterized. The record is from RefSeq and is a predicted model, not a curated record. NCBI's taxonomy places the organism in Eukaryota, Metazoa, Arthropoda, Arachnida, Araneae, Eresidae.
UAGUUGUAGAUCUUUUUGCUUUUAAUUAAACACUCGAUCCAAACCUUGAUGACCUUGUAGAGACGUUAAUAUAAAUAUCGAACAAUUCAGCGAGUUGGUAUGCCAGCUUAUCUGCUUCUAGUACAAACAACGCCUCUAAAUAUGAUCGCCAAGGUUGCUUUCUUUUGCGCAGCUCUUGUAGCUGUCCGUGCUACCGGACUCAUCGCUCCUGCUGUCUACGGACAUGGACUAGCCAUCAAAGCCCCUGCUGCACCCGUCCUUUCUAAGACAUUUGUCACUGCUCCUCUUCUUUCCAAAGCUGUCGUCGCUGCCCCAGUAGUUUCAAAGACUGUCGUGACACAUGCUGCUGCUCCAGUUGCCGUCGCUCAUGCACCUGUCGCUGUCGCUCAUGCACCAAUCGCUUACACCACUGUAGCUAAAGCCGCUCCUGUAGUCACCUCCACCACAGUCACCCGCACUGUACCAGUUGCUCCUGUACUUAGUCACACCGGUCUUUUCGGAGCAGCUCCAUUAGCUUAUUCUGGUCUUUUAGGACAUGGACUUGCUGGUCACGGACUUGCUGGUCAUGGACUUGCUGCUCACGGUCUUGCUGGCCACGGACUUGCUGCUCAUGGACUUGCUGGCCAUGGAUUAACAUACGCCACUGGUCUUGGACAUGGACUCUAUGGAACUGCAUACACCGGACAUGGUCUAGCUUAUACUACCGGACUUGCUGGUCAUGGACUUCAUUACGGAUCUGGUCUUCUUGGUCUUGGAAAGCUUGGCUAUGGAAAGGUCUUAUUGUAAAUACUAUGUAAAUUAUUGUUAUAUUAUGUGAAUAAACAGUGAUAUCUACUCUGCA